CUAAAAGUCAAUCAUUUCUCAACCCCUCAGCCCCUUUUGAAAUCAAGAAUGGAGAUAACAUGUGCACUUGUCUGUGAAAUCUUACUAGCAAUCUUGCUUCCUCCUCUUGGUGUUUGCCUUCGCAAUGGUUGCUGCACUGUGGAGUUCUUGAUUUGCUUGGUAUUAACCAUAUUGGGCUAUGUUCCUGGAAUUAUCUAUGCUCUUUAUGCAAUCCUCUGUGUUGAGCGUGAACCACGAGUGGAUCAUUAUGACAGUCUUGCUUGAUCUUUGUUGAAUAUAUCAUUUCAGAUUGUGUGCUUGUUGUUUUGUUUUGCUUGUAAGUUGUACCUAUGUUGCUUCGACUCUACAAAAAUGUUGCAGUCCUCGUGUCGGAUCUUCCAAAAAAGCGCUAUUUUUGAAGGAUCUGACACGCACUCAAUCAUUUUUGAAGGGUCUUUUUGACUCCAACUAUGGAUGUAUUGUACCUUAUGUCACUUGUUCUGAAUCAAAUCGUGCAAUUUAAGUUUAUGGAUUGGUAAUUUAUAGCCUUGUGCUCUGA
Molecule: messenger RNA, 538 nt
Organism: Solanum verrucosum
Lineage: Eukaryota; Viridiplantae; Streptophyta; Magnoliopsida; Solanales; Solanaceae
Product: UPF0057 membrane protein At4g30660-like
Exons: 2
Coding region: 49-264 (71 amino acids)
Cellular component (GO): membrane
Source: RefSeq, a predicted model, not a curated record